Molecule: messenger RNA, 1056 nt
Organism: Hyaloperonospora brassicae
Lineage: Eukaryota; Oomycota; Peronosporomycetes; Peronosporales; Peronosporaceae
Source: the annotation of a GenBank genome assembly
AUGACGUCGUCGCCGCCGCCGUACUCGACGGCGCACGUGGACAACUGCGCGCUCGGCGCGUGGUACCACCAGCUAAAGCACGUGGCUAUCAAGAGCGUCAUUGUGGAUCUGCCGCCCGAGUUUGUGUCGGUGCUACUUGCGGACGGCGUGACGCUGCCACAAGCUCCAGUGUCGUCUGACGUAAACGAACCCGAGGAAGACGCCGUAGACGAUAGCGUUACUUCACUCUCCGCCACCCAGCGACGCGCGAUUGCGACCGUUCGAGCGCGCGUGGAGCACGUUCUGGACGAGUUGGGAGGCAAAGCCUUUGUCAAGACCAAGUGGAGCGCGCCCCGGGACGCGGCGUGGAUGCUCGGGACGCUGAAGUGCACGAGCUUCGACGACGUGUUCCUGUUACUUCAGGCGUCCGACUUUAUCGUGCACGACCUCACGGAACCUUAUGCUGGUUGUACGCUUGAUAGCAGUAACAGCGACCACGAGACGACGCGGACUCGCUCGGGGAGCUACUUGGUGCUCAAGAAAUGGUGCAACUUGCUGGACUCGAUGCUGUUCCGGUGCUUUGUCGUUGGGCAUCGUCUCGUAGCAGUGUCGCAACGCAAUUGCAACGAGUUCUUUGCCUUCCUCGUCGAGCAGCAAGAAGCGUUCUGUGACCUGCUGCAUGCGUUCUACGCGACAAACUUCCGGACACGAGGAGGCGAGACGUUUGUAUUUCCAGACCCCGACUACAGCUUUGACGUGUACAUUGACAAACGUCGACGCGUGUAUCUCUUGGACAUCAACGUCUUUGGCAGUGUCACGGACACGCUGCUCUUCUCGUGGGAGGACUUGAUGGAGUUCCAGACAGAGGCGCCAGCAAGACCACAGGACGUCGAAGACGAGCAGCACACGAUCGAUUUCCGCGUGGUCGAGUCGGAGCAGGGUAUCCGCACAAACCCGCUGAGCGAGUAUCGUGCACCGACUGAUCUAGUGCAGCAUCUGGCUGGAGGUGCUGGCUUUGACGCCUUUAUCGAGCAAGUCAAGCGCGACAACGCCACUCACGGCAACAACGAUCAGUGA